This is a messenger RNA of Papaver somniferum (opium poppy), 1947 nucleotides long. RefSeq lists its product as uncharacterized. The transcript is spliced from 4 exons. Lineage: Eukaryota; Viridiplantae; Streptophyta; Magnoliopsida; Ranunculales; Papaveraceae. The coding region runs from base 79 to 591 and encodes 170 amino acids. The record is from RefSeq and is a predicted model, not a curated record.
CUUCGGAAUUUUAUAAACCUGAUAGUGGUUUUAGUACUUCUAAAUAUCAUCUUCGAGAAUUAUCAUGGAGCUGAAGGAAUGAAUGAUAGAAUAAUAUCGAAAGAAGAAGACAAGGAGUUGGAUAAAAAACUUAAGAUUCUCAAUAAACAUCCCGUGAAAUCCAUUCAGACAAAACUUGGUGAUAUAUUCGACUGCAUAAACAUUUACAAACAAUCGGCUUUCGAUCAUCCAUUGCUACGAAAUCACAAAAUCCAGAUGAAACCAAAUCUGAUUCAAGAACAACAAAACGAUGUGCCUCUUUCUAAUAUGGUUUCAAGUAUGGCGCGUUCUAAGCUUGAUGGGUGCUCUUCAGAAACUGUUCCAAUUCGUAGUUACACAAAGGAAGAACUGAUAAACACAAAGUAUCUCUCAAACCGGAUACAACCUCGCCAUUAUGUGUCAGUUCAAUCUUUUGCAGAGAAGUUAUACUAUGGAGGUAAAGCUUCAAUCUCUGUAGUAAAUCCAAGGGUGGAUGUAGACGAGUUUAGCACUGGUCAAAUGUGGAUACAAAAAGGUCUAGCUGAAGAACUAAAUAGUAUAGAAUUCGGAUGAGCUGUAAAUCAUCUUCAAACUUUCUAAAACUAUUGUGUCACUAUAUUAAAUUCGAUAAUAUUCCUUGUCAUAUCAUUAUAAUCUGUCUUGCUAUUCAAAGCACAAUAAUGACAGACUUGAAAUUAUUUCCAUGUGAUUGAAUGAUAAUAACAUUACAAUUAGAUAGUUAGCUUUUACUUAUUACCCAUACAAAUAUUUUUUUUUUUUUUUCAUUUUAGAGUGUUAUACUCUUGUUUAAUUAACAUUGAUAAAAUUUCAGGUAUAGCCUCAGUUAUUUGGUGACAAUCAAACUCGGGUGUUUGGUUUAUGGACGGUUCGUAAUUAAUCUUUUUAUUUUCGUCAUUAAAUUAUAUUUGAAAAUUAAUUAUUGCAAUAGAUAGUUUCAAAAAUAAAAAUUUAUUUAUAUGCUAGAUAAUUGUUGUUGAUUAUUGUGCAGGCUGAUGGAUUUAAAGAAACAUGAUGUUAUAACAUGCUUUGCGCAGGAUUUGUACAAAUCCAUCCCGAGUACUUUUUCGGGGAACAUAUUGAUGCAGGAACCUAUGGAAAGGCUUUUCAAAGAGCAUUUGAUUUUUCAGUCCAUCAGGAUCCAGAAAGCGACAAUUGGUGGUUCGUCAAUGGCGUAGACAAUGCAAAAAUAGGAUAUUGGCCCAAAGAGAUCUUUACUCAUUUAUCAACCAGUGCAUCUGUGAUUGGAUAUGGAGGGGUUGCUGGCGGAGAUCCUGGGAAACCUACUCCUCCAAUGGGAUAUGGGCAUUUACCAAUUUAUGAUUCUAGAUAUUCAUGUUUUAUUUAACAAGAAAGUUGUUGAUGAAUAUCGAGGAAAUUAUGUGGACUUUGAUAAAUCAAAGGUGCAACUCAAUCAUGACGCAAAAACUAGUUGUUAUGAUCUCAUUUUUAUUGGGAGAUCUCUCUUGCGUGGGUUAACAAUGUUUUUUGGAGGACCGGGAGGUGACUGUUCUUAAUUAUGAUCAAUUAUAACUAAGUGUGAUACUUUCUAAUAAAAAGGUUUUUCUCCUUUCGGUCUUUGUUUUGUUAUAUUUGGCAAAGUUGUUUACAUGUGUGUUCGUUUAAAUAAAUUUUUUUAUGAAGCAUCGCAAUUAUUAUUGAUUUUUCUAAUAAACUGCUUAAUAGAUUUGGUGAGAUUUAAAACUUGAAAUAUGUUGGUAGCUCAAAUAUAAUUAAUUACAGUGGAAGUUAAAAGAUGUACUAUUUAUCUUUGAACAUUGUUGGUGUAAACGCGUACCACCUUGGUUUAAUCAUACUACUAGUAUCCAACAAUACUAAAUUUGAAAGCCAUGAAAUCUUUUUUCUAAAACAAAAAUUUACUAUUUUUAUUUGUAUUCAUUAUGUAGGUAA